AUGAUUGGUACCAUGUGGAAGGCGAUCGUUUUACUGGUCAUGUUCAUGUUCAGCCCUGGUGGUGAUGGGCUCUUUCACUCCUUAUAUAAAAAUGUUCGGGUUUCUGUACCUCAUGAGGGAAAUGUAGGAAAGCUGUUAUUUCUUACUCCCUACACUGAAGCUGGGAAACUUGAAGAAGGCCGAGAGCUUGUUUUUUCUUUUUGGUUCCCUUUCCCUGGAUCGAAUGUGAAGAGCUACGCUGGCUACAUCACUGUGAAUAAGACCUACAACAGCAACCUUUUCUUCUGGUUCUUUCCAGCUCAGGUACAACCGAUGGCUGCUCCGGUGGUUCUCUGGCUGCAGGGCGGGCCAAAAGGUUCAUCUAUGUUUGGACUUUUUGUGGAACAUGGACCUUACUUUGUUACAAGUAACAUGACUGUGUGUGCCCAAGAGUUUCCGUGGACCACCACAUUUUCCAUGCUUUACAUCAAUAAUCCAGUGGGCACAGGGUUCAGUUUUACUGACGACCCCCAGGGAUACGCAGUCAAUGAGGACGAGGACGAUGUGGCACGGAAUUUAUACAGUGCACUAAUUCACUUUUUCCUGUUGUUCCCUGAGUAUAAAAACAAUGACUUUUAUGCCACUGGGGAGUCUUACGCAGGGAAGUACGUGCUGGCCAUUGCGCACUAUAUCCACACACUCAACCGCAUGAUGACAAUGAAGAUCAACCUGAAAAGAGUUGCUAUUGGCGAUGCAUAUACUGAUCCUGAGUCAAUCAUAGGGGGCUAUGCAACAUUCCUGUACCAAAUUGGCUUGUUGGAUGAGAAGCAGAGAAAAUACUUCCAGAAGCAGUGUGAUGCCUGCGUGAAAUACAUCAGGGAGGAGAGGUGGUUUCAAGCCUUUGAAGUACUGGAUGAACUACUAGAUGGUGACUUAACAAACAGCCCUUCUUAUUUCCAGAAUGUCACAGGAUGUCCUAGUUACUAUAAUCUGUUACAGUGCAAGGAACCUGAGGACCAAAAUUACUAUGGGAAAUUUUUGUCCCUCCCACAUGUGAGACAAGCCAUCCACAUGGGAAACCGGACUUUUAGUGAUGGAUCCAAAGUCGAAAAGUACAUGCGAGAAGAUACAGUAAAGUCCGUUAAGCUAUGGUUAGCUGAAAUCAUGAAUAAUUAUAAGGUUCUGAUCUACAAUGGCCAACUGGACAUUAUUGUGGCAGUCUCCCUGACAGAGCGCUCUCUGAUGGCCAUGAGGUGGAAAGGAUCCCAGAAAUACAAGCAGGCAGAAAGAAAAGUUUGGAAGAGCUUUAAAUCUGACAACGAAGUGGCUGGCUAUGUGCGCCAAGUGGGUGACUUCUAUCAGGUAAUUGUUCGAGGUGGAGGACACAUUUUACCCUAUGACCAGCCUCUGAGAUCUUUUGACAUGAUCAAUCGAUUUGUUUUUGAGAGAGGAUGGGAACCUUAUUGAUGGCUUUCCUAUCAAAAGCUGCUC
Messenger RNA from Suricata suricatta (meerkat), 1470 nucleotides. RefSeq names its product carboxypeptidase vitellogenic like (gene CPVL). Lineage: Eukaryota; Metazoa; Chordata; Mammalia; Carnivora; Herpestidae. The transcript is spliced from 13 exons. The record is from RefSeq and is a predicted model, not a curated record. Gene Ontology annotation, biological process: proteolysis. The coding region runs from base 1 to 1446 and encodes 481 amino acids. Gene Ontology annotation, molecular function: serine-type carboxypeptidase activity.